CUUACUUCCAGUUGAGCAGAUGCGAUUUCAGAUGAGAAUAUCGUUGUGAGAUCACGAGCUCGCAUUCUCAGACUGUAGACGCGACACGGUUCGUUUGCCUCGAGCGUUUAUUUUUUUUCCACAAUCUCACCAACUUCACACACGCACACCCAGCCGUUCGCUCGCGUCACCACGAAAUCCACUGCGCAACAUGUCAGGCUACGAAACCAACCAUGAAGGCCAAUGGCCAAAAGAACGGGCAGUAGUCGACUUAACCAUGAGCUCGUCGCCUCGGUUUGGCGAGGCUAGUCCGCUUCGUAAUCCUUUGAGGAAGAAUAUCAAACAGGCGGAAAACAAACUGUUUAACAUGCCAAAGCCGGGACGUCCACGACCGGAACAUCAUAGACAAAUAUCUGGUGUGAGCAUGCAACCGAGAAUUACGUCCUCGACCAGCGGAUUCGCUGCGUCCAGCAAUGUAAGGAGUCAAGAGGAUGGGUUCAGAUCAGCUCCCGCCUUCUCAAAGCAGGGCAGUGGCUCAGCUGCUCCUGCACUCCAUCAGACCGGAGCAUCAGUAAUAGCUGGCAAACCAUUUAUGACUUACGACGACUACACCAUGCCGCUUCCUAAACCUCAGCCGAUAUCCUUUCCCCAGGGAUACCAACCAAAGACGACAUACGCCACACCGGCUCCUUUUUUCAACACGAUCAACCCUAAUUCCCACUUCGUGACCCGCAUAGACCUCACAAAGGGAGAAGAUGACGAAGACGACGAUAAGUUCGAUCCGGAUGCAGUUUUGCGUAAUCAAGAGUUUGGUGCACCCGACCCAUAUCGCUGGGUUGACUCUCAAAAGGCGAACGAGGAGAUCAAAGCGCUUCUCGAGGGGGCAUUCGACGAUGAAGAUGAUAAGCCUAGACUAAAGGAUCGGAAAGCAAAGAAAAAAGGACCCCCGGUAGAAAACAAUGGAGAUGCUCUGAAGGCGUUGUCACAGAAGCUGGAGUCCCUUGGGGUAAAAGAUGAGAAAGAUGUUAGAUCUGUUGAUCAGAAUGGCGCGGAUGAUGAAAGCGAGGACGAGGAAGAUGGCACUCUUGACGGUCUCGAGGUUAAACUGCUGCCCCACCAAGUCGAAGGUGUAGCAUGGAUGCGCGACCGCGAGAUAUCGCGGAAGAAAAUACGCGGCGUUAUUCCACGAGGUGGCAUUCUAGCCGACGAUAUGGGUCUAGGGAAAACGAUCCAAGCCAUUGCCCUCAUCCUUGCCAACCCAUUGCCCUCGAAGGAAGAACGCGAGAAGGACAAGAAGAAUCCGAUCCCUGCCGUCUGUGCGAAGUCGACGUUGGUUGUCGCACCCUUGGCUCUGAUCAAGCAGUGGGAGUCAGAGAUCAAGACAAAGGUUGACGCAACGCGUCCUCUGCGAGUCCUGGUACAUCACGGGCCUAACCGUACAAAGCGUGCAGAUGAUCUGAAGAAAUAUGACGUGGUCAUCACCACAUACCAGAUUCUCGCUUCUGAACAUGCGUCUAGUUCAGAUGACGAGAACGGUAUUAAAACAGGUUGCUUUGGCGUGCAUUGGUACCGUGUCAUGCUUGACGAAGCCCACAGUAUCAAAAACAAGUCCGCGAAAAUGACACAAGCUUGCUACGCCCUACGUUCUCACUACAGAUGGUGUCUUACCGGUACGCCGAUGCAAAAUAAUCUUGAUGAGUUACAGUCUCUCAUUCGAUUCCUGCGUAUCAAGCCAUAUUGUGAUACAGGACCUUGGAAAGAGCAGAUCACGGGACCAAUGAAAAAUGGAAGAGGCGGUAUCGCGAUGAGAAGACUGCAAGUCUUUCUCAAGAGUUGCAUGAAGCGUCGCACAAAAGACAUUCUCAAGAAAGAAGGCGCCCUAAAUCCAGGUGGUAAAGUACAAGCUGGAGAGGAGAAGAAAUCUGGCUUCAGGAUUGUGAAUCGUAAAGUCGAGCUCGUCACCGCGGCAUUCAAUGAUCGGGAACGUAAAUUUUACGACCGUCUCGCGGAUCGUGCGCAAAAUCGUCUUGACGAGAUGUUGGGAGGAGAAAAGGCUGAUUAUAUCGGCGCUUUAGUCCUUCUUUUAAGACUGAGGCAAGCGUGCAAUCAUCCACAUCUGGUGGGUAGAAGCGUUAAGCAGGAUAAUGAUGCACUUUCCGCAGCUGUCUCAAAAGCGACGAAUUGCAGCAUGACGCCCAGGAGGAGCAAAAAGGCAGAUCUCGAUGUGAUGGAUGCCAUUGCUGACCUGCUCGGGGGGCUUACGGUCGAGACGAAGAAUUGCGACGUCUGUCAGGUACAGCUGAGCAAAGAUCAGAUCGAGAAAGGGAGUUCUCAUUGUGCAGAGUGCGAGGCCGAUUUAUCGACCUUCCAGGAAGACUAUGAGAGAUCUGGUCACUAUGCCAAGAACUUGGCUUCAACAAGAAACCCGAAGUAUCAUCCAAAACCGAAGGCAAAUCGCCGAAUUAUUAUGGACAGUGACGACGAAGAUGAGGGAUCGGGAGAAUGGCUCGUUCCUAAAGAACAGCGCAGGUAUCUAUCCAAUCUGGGUAGAUGUGGUGGGAGUGAUGAUGAAAAUAUCGAGGGAGGCGGAGAGUGGCUCAACAGUGACGACUCCGAAACGGACACCGAUUCCGAGACACGGAACGAUCGAUGCCAGAAGAUCCACAAGAAUCCCUUGUUCGUCUCAGAUGAAUCCGCAUCUGAAUCAGAAAUCAAUAGAGACGUCAAUGCCUCUCUAACAACAAAGCAUCGCAAAAAUCCGUCCGAGAAGAAUAUACCGAAGUCCACCAAGAUUGUACACUUGCUCAAGAUUCUCGAGGAGGAAACACCAGACCACAAAGUUAUAGUCUUCAGCCAGUUUACCUCCAUGCUCGACAUUGUGGAGCCUUUCCUUAAAUCCUCCGGUUACAAUUUUACUCGUUAUGACGGGUCCAUGCGCAAUGAUCUGAGAGAAGCAUCCCUCAGUGCACUUCGUAACGAUAAAUACUGCCGCGUCCUGCUUUGCUCACUUAAAUGUGGAUCCUUAGGCCUUAACCUCACUGCUGCAUCGCGUGUCGUACUUCUAGAACCAUUCUGGAACCCAUUUGUUGAAGAGCAAGCUAUUGACCGUGUGCAUCGACUGAAUCAAACCGUCGAUGUGGUGGUAUACAGACUUACAAUCGAGAAUAGUGUCGAAGAACGGAUCCUGGCCCUGCAAGAGGAAAAGAGAAAAUUAGCUGAAGCAGCCAUUGAAGGCGGCAAUACGCUAAGCAAGCUGGGCAUGAAAGAUCUUUUGGCGUUGUUCAGACGAGACGCGGAAGAUCAUGGGGCCGGGCACCCGCAUUAUGCCGGUGAAUCGCGAGCGGUUCCUGGUCUGGAGAGGACGAAGAUGUUGGGAGAGAGAAAUUCGGGGCCAAGAAAAGCAGAGAAAAAAUCAACAAGGGUAGAACAUGAGGUUUAUGGGCGAAGGUGGUGAAGGAAUGCGCAAAGCCCCAACUCCUCCCCUUAUUGGCCAAUCGACAAAGGCAUAACGACGUUCGGAUUCAAGCGGAUUUUUCGUUCAUAGAAUAUACCAUCGUAUCCCACAGUUACCAUUGCUGUGUGAACGAAGGGCUUGAAUCCACUCUUUGAUAAUCAUGAUUCUUGAUAAA
Verruconis gallopava is the source of this 3608-nucleotide messenger RNA. RefSeq lists its product as uncharacterized. The record is from RefSeq and is a predicted model, not a curated record. Gene Ontology annotation, molecular function: ATP binding; ATP-dependent chromatin remodeler activity. Gene Ontology annotation, cellular component: cytoplasm. Lineage: Eukaryota; Fungi; Ascomycota; Dothideomycetes; Venturiales; Sympoventuriaceae. The transcript has a single exon. Bases 191 to 3433 code for a protein of 1080 amino acids.